This is a messenger RNA of Elephantulus edwardii (Cape elephant shrew), 936 nucleotides long. RefSeq names its product olfactory receptor 12-like. Gene Ontology annotation, molecular function: G protein-coupled receptor activity; olfactory receptor activity; odorant binding. NCBI's taxonomy places the organism in Eukaryota, Metazoa, Chordata, Mammalia, Macroscelidea, Macroscelididae. Gene Ontology annotation, cellular component: membrane. Gene Ontology annotation, biological process: sensory perception of smell; G protein-coupled receptor signaling pathway. The transcript has a single exon. The record is from RefSeq and is a predicted model, not a curated record. Bases 1 to 936 code for a protein of 311 amino acids.
AUGAAGAGUGAACUGAACAGGAAUUUCUCAGAAGUGACAGAGUUUAUUCUAUUGGGAUUCAGGACCCCUCCAGAGCUUCAGACCCUGUUAUUUCUAGUAUUUUUGCUGAUCUACCUGGUCAUUGUUGUGGGAAAUAUCAGCAUGAUAACCGUCAUUAAGGUGGACUCAAAACUUCACACCCCUAUGUAUUUCUUCCUUAGAAACUUGUCCUAUUUAGACCUCUGCUAUUCCACAGUCAUUGCUCCUAAAACUCUAGCUAACUUUAUAUCUAAAGAAAAGAAAAUAUCUUACAAUGGCUGUGCAGCCCAAUUUUUCUUCUUUGCACUCUUUGUCACAACAGAAGGCUUUCUUCUGGCUGUAAUGGCAUUUGAUCGCUUCUCAGCCAUUUGUUCUCCUCUUCUCUACCCUGUGCACAUGUCCCAGAAAGUCUGUGUCCGCUUGGUUACUGGCUCCUAUAUAUGUGGAGGUGUUAACUCUAUAGUCCAAACAAGUUUCACAUUCAGCUUGCGUUUUUGUGAGGAAAACAGACUGGACCACUUUUUCUGCGAUGUCCCAGCUCUGAUUGAGAUCUCCUGUGUUGACACCUUUGUGAAUGAGAUUGUGCUGUUCAUUCUCUCUGCUCUUAUUAUUAUCACGACCACAACGAUCAUUUUGAUAUCUUAUGCUUAUAUCCUCUCUACUGUACUGAAGAUCCCUUCAACUCAGGGCAGAAGUAAGACUUUCUCUACAUGUGGCUCUCACAUAGCAGUGGUGAGUUUAUUCUAUGGGUCAGUUUUCUUUAUGUAUGCUCAACCUGGGGCCAUCUCCUCACCCCAGCAAAAUAAGGUUGUUGCUGUGUUCUACACACUUAUAAUACCAAUGCUCAACCCUCUAAUAUAUAGUCUGAGGAACAGAGAUGUGAAAGAUGCUGUGAAAAGAAUAGUAUACAGAAAAUGA